Rubroshorea leprosula is the source of this 856-nucleotide messenger RNA. The record is from the annotation of a GenBank genome assembly. NCBI's taxonomy places the organism in Eukaryota, Viridiplantae, Streptophyta, Magnoliopsida, Malvales, Dipterocarpaceae.
ACCCGAAGAAAAAAGAAAGAGAACCCAGCCAUGCCUUGGAAAAUUGGUAAGGAAGCUUGGUAUUUUUCCCUUCCUUUCUUCUUCUAGAACCCAGAAUUUCUCCCCCCCCUGCAGGAAGCUUCUGGAUCUGCUCUGCUCUUCCCUCUGCUGUCCGCCGGCUGUUCCUGUUUGUGGGGGUGAAUUGCUCGGUUUUUUUGCUUGCCACCGGCCUCUUCCCCCCUGCAGCUCCGGUUUUAGCUGGAGAAUUAUGGAAUAGCAUCGGGAUUAGGAGUGAUCUUAAUGAUGAUUUCAGUUUGAAUUUGUGAUAGUCCGGUAUUAAUUUUGAGGUGUUUUGAUUAGGUUCCCGAUCGUUCUGUCAGUUAGCACUGAGAUUGAGUGCUCGGUUUUAUGCGAGUGAGGUAAGUAAAUUUAUGGUAAUGCCCGUACUGUUUUUAAAAGCAUGUUUUGAUUUGUUUAUGAAGUGGUGGCGGGACUAAACCCAUUUUACACGAGCAUGACUGAUUUGAAGUGAAAUGUUUAUGUUUUUCAUUAAAUUGAGCAUGCCUACUUGAAAGUGAUUGUGAAUUGUCCUGAUGAUUUGAAAGUGAUAGUGAAUUAUGAUUUUUCUGUUCCGAUGUGGUCAUGUUAUUAGUGACCUUGCUAGUGGGGGAGGUUAUAAACGCUAGCACAUGUCGACAUGUUAGUGAUAGAGCCGGUUCGUUCAGUGGCCCUGCUAGUGGGGAUUAUACGCUAGUAAUCGUGUGCCUGCCAGUGGGAGGAAGCGAAACCGAGGAUGUGGAAACGAUGGGAAGUAACGAGUUAGAAGGCUAGCCACUUGUAAAUUGAGCAUAGCUUUAGAUAAAUCAUGAUCUUGUAA